GUGAUCUUAUCCCUAGUUACCCUAAUCCUCCACCCCCUCACUAUAAUCGUACCCGUCCUCCUGGCCGUGGCAUUCCUCACCCUACUAGAACGAAAAACUAUUAGUUACAUGCAGCUGCGAAAAGGCCCAAAUAUCGUUGGACCCUACGGACUACUUCAACCAAUCGCCGAUGGCAUCAAGCUAUUUAUUAAGGAACCCAUUCGCCCUUCCACAGCAUCUCCCCUAAUAUUUAUUUUAGCACCAGUACUAGCACUUACCCUCGCCCUGGCCCUCUGACUCCCAAUACCUCUCCCCUACCCAAUCAUUGACCUCAACCUAGGAAUUCUCUUUGUCCUUGCACUUUCUAGCCUAGCUGUUUACUCAAUUCUAGGAGCAGGAUGAGCUUCAAAUUCAAAAUACGCCCUCAUUGGGGCCUUACGAGCCGUGGCACAAACCAUCUCCUACGAAGUAAAUCUAGGACUUAUCCUAAUCUCCGUCACCAUUAUUGUUGGGGAAUUUACACUACAAACUUUCGCCACAUCCCAAGAAAGUACAUGAAUAAUUUUACCUCUCUGACCCUUAGCUGCGAUAUGGUUUAUUUCAACGCUAGCAGAAACCAACCGUGCACCCUUUGAUCUAACUGAAGGAGAAUCAGAACUAGUUUCAGGAUUUAACGUCGAGUAUGCAGGAGGGCCUUUUGCCCUGUUUUUUCUUGCCGAAUACUCUAACAUCCUCCUAAUAAACACCCUAUCCGUUAUUUUGUUCCUAGGGGCCUCCCACAAUCCCGCCCUCCCUGAACUAACCACUAUUAACAUUAUGGUUAAAGCAGCCUUCUUAUCCGUCGUCUUUCUCUGGGUUCGAGCAUCCUUCCCCCGAUUCCGUUAUGACCAGUUAAUGCAUCUAACCUGAAAAAACUUCCUUCCCCUAACAUUAGCCAUAGUUAUUUGGAAUCUAGCUAUUCCCACUGCAUUCGCCGGCUUACCCCCGCAGCUCUAA
This is a messenger RNA of Solea senegalensis (Senegalese sole), 975 nucleotides long. The record is from the annotation of a RefSeq genome assembly. NCBI's taxonomy places the organism in Eukaryota, Metazoa, Chordata, Actinopteri, Pleuronectiformes, Soleidae.